Drosophila biarmipes is the source of this 500-nucleotide messenger RNA. RefSeq lists its product as uncharacterized. The transcript is spliced from 3 exons. Bases 101 to 367 code for a protein of 88 amino acids. The record is from RefSeq and is a predicted model, not a curated record. NCBI's taxonomy places the organism in Eukaryota, Metazoa, Arthropoda, Insecta, Diptera, Drosophilidae.
ACGGGGAUCUUGACCUUUCAAUCUAAUCGCGGGCGCACCCCAAACAAAUAACUAUAUAGUCGGGUGGCCGAGCGAUCGGCAGAUCAGUUUGCUGCACAAGAUGACAUCGGUUACGUUCGUACUCUGCCUGAUCGUGCUGGGCGCCCACUCGCUGCUCGUUUUCGGCGCUGACUGCGUGAUCGGCGAGCAGAAGCUGAAGAUCGGAGAGACUUAUGCCCCGGCCGGACGCUGCUUGCAGUACACUUGCCAGGGAAAACAGUCCCUCUCGGCCCUGACCUGCCCCUCGGUGGCCACCUUGAAGCCCUGCAAGAUGGAGGAGGACCUGAGCAAGCCCUAUCCCGGCUGCUGUCCCAGGUUCAACUGCUAGAAACUCCGCCGAGCACGCCGCACAACCGAUCUGCAAGUGGAAAGAAUGAUUAAACAGCGCAAAAAUACCAAUUAUAAAUCUAGAAACAAAGCUUAAAACUGGAAUAUACAAGAGACCUUUACAAAAACCAAAA